Molecule: messenger RNA, 2073 nt
Organism: Pocillopora verrucosa
Lineage: Eukaryota; Metazoa; Cnidaria; Anthozoa; Scleractinia; Pocilloporidae
Source: RefSeq, a predicted model, not a curated record
AGAAGAAGAAGGCAUGUUUUGUGCGGGUUGUGGUGCCAGAUUUAUCGCUGAUGCGAGAUUUUGCGAAGUUUGCGGGUUAACGAAAGGUGUGAAAGAUGAAGAUAACACUAUACUUACGUUUGACGAGUACAGAGAUAAAAAAAGGAAAGAACGAAGUUCGAGGUUUGUUAGUAAAUCUGUGAAGAAAGUGAAAAAGGAAAACAGCGAGAAUGAAGUCACGAUACAAAUAGGUCUUAUCAGGUUAAAAGACGGACAAUUGAAAGCGAUUAGAGGGUCGUCAUUGCCGCUUAAAGUCUUUCCAUCAAUUGGUGCGGAGGAACUUCUCAGGAAAGGAGCCGAAAAGAUGGUGAAGUUCAACAGCGACUUAAGCUUAUAUGGUGCCAGUAGUUUUACGUUGUUGUAUCCUGACAGAACCGAAGUGAAGUGCCUUCCAGGGGGAACGGAACCGUUUACACUACAACGAUACAAGGAGGAAUUAGGGAAGGCUUACGGCCGAAUUACCUUAUACCUCUGCAAAACAACAGCUAUCAUGGAUGCUUUGUUUUUGAAAUCGUAUUACAGUGAUGAAAGUGAUGUCAGUUUGCCAACUUACGAAGAGUUGACGAAAAUGGCACAAGGAACUGAAAGUGAAGGAGAUAUAGGCUGUAGGCUGAACCAUACUGUCACAAAUACAUCCACAUUCCUCACAGCAACAGGGAACACAAUUACUACCCCCUCAGUGGCAAGGAACACUGCAGUUACAACCCACACAGCAACAAGGAACACAGUUACAACCCAUACAGCUACAAGUAGCACACUCAUAACCCAGACAGCUGCAAGCAACAUAUCCACAGCCCAGACAGCUGCAAACUCAGAUACAUUAACUCAAGGGGUUCACUCAGCAGUCACAGGUGCAGAUGCUGUAGAUGUUGAAGCUCUUUUAACAGAGGGUCCUGUUCAAAAGAUAAUUCUGUAUAGGGCUUUACUUAAGGAUAAUUUGAUCGAAACCUUUAAGGAUCCUACAAUACUUCAUGUUAAUCUAGAUGUGACCUUUAUUGGCAGCAAUGGUAGGGAGGAAGAGGGAAAGGGGGCUGGUGUUUUACGUGAUGCAUUAUCCACUUUCUGGAAUCAAUUCUUUAACUCACUAACAGUAGGAGCUCAAGAAAAAGUGCCUGCUAUCAGACAUGAUUAUCAAAGAGCUGAAUGGCAAGCAAUUGCCAGAAUUCUAAUGUAUGGGUACAUAAAGGAGAGAUAUUUUCCUCUUCCAUUGUCACGAGCUUUUGUUGCAUUAUGCCUUUUUGGUGAAGAGAGCAUAACAAGUGAUUUUUUGCUUUCUUCCUUCCAUCUAUACAUUUCAGAAGAUGAAAGGGAGACUCUUGAGAAAUGUCUUAAGGAAAGUUUUGAUGAUGAUAAUGAUGACGUGUUUGAUUUUCUUUCUAAUUACAAGUGUUAUCGAACUCCCACAAAAGAAAACAUAUUGCAGAUUGUUUCUGAACUUGCUCACCAGGAAAUCAUUCAGAAGCCUCGAUAUGUCACAAAUUGCUGGGCACCUAUUUUGAAACCUUUGAUUGCUUUCCCAGAUUUCCAAUCUCUUGUAACUCUAGAGAAUCUUUAUGACAUUAAGAGGCCUACUGCCAAAAAGAUUGUGAAAUUAAUCAAAUCAGAGCCAGUAACUGACCAAGAACGACAGUGCCUGGACCAUUUUAAAAAAUAUAUCCGUUCAUUACAGGGAAGUUUGUUGUCAGUGUUCCUGCAGUUUAUUACUGGAAGUGAUAUCAUAAGCUGUGAUAGCAUUGAGGUGACAUUUUCGGCUCUUGAGGGCACCUCUCGUAGACCUGUAGCACAUACAUGUGGACCACUACUAGAAAUCCCAUCAUCAUACCAGUCAUACAAUGAGCUGUCAGAAGAAUUCAGUGAAUUACUGCAAAAUAAAGAGGCAUGGCAUUUCAAUAUUGUUUAAUGACAUUGUGCAGUGAUCAAAUUUUUGAGUGUUUUUAACCCUUUAACUUCCAUUAGUGAUCAAGACAGAAUUUAUCUUUACAGUAUCAAUACAAUGUCAACCAGAUAAGUGUUGAGAAUAAAGAAAAAUAUCAA